Caenorhabditis elegans is the source of this 1999-nucleotide messenger RNA. RefSeq names its product ATP-dependent Clp protease ATP-binding subunit clpX-like, mitochondrial. Gene Ontology annotation, molecular function: ATP hydrolysis activity; ATP binding. Lineage: Eukaryota; Metazoa; Nematoda; Chromadorea; Rhabditida; Rhabditidae. The record is from RefSeq and is marked reviewed.
UAAUUGAUUUCUCUCAAAAACGUAUGGAAAUUGAAGGAAAUGCAUCGAUCGAUCGGAUUAAUCAAACUUUUGGCGAAGCCGACGCGUACUGCUGAAUUAGCUGCAUUUUAUCCUAAUCGAUGUUCAUGUGUAACAAUUCGGUGUUCUUCGUCCUCUUCUUCCGGUGGUGAUAAUGGAAAUGAUGGUGGAAAUAAUGGAGAAAAUGGAGGCGGAGAUUUGACAAAUGCCCCGCCCAACAAGGCUGUUCAAUCAUUUGGACAGUGUAGACAUUGCUCUAAACCUUUGAAGCCUUUGCCUACUCUAACACCUUCAAAUCGAUAUAUCCACUGUGACAGCUGUAAUAAGCUAUACUUUGCAAACUAUUUUGAAGACUCUGCAAAGAACGGAAUGUUCUCUAAACAGUUUGCUCGAAAGACACCUCCAUAUCCAACACAGAUUGCCGAAUAUCUCGACAAAUUUGUUGUUGGACAGAAGAAAGCGAAGAAGACGUUGGCUGUAGGUGUGUAUCAACAUUAUCGCCGACUCGAGCAUAAUAUCGAAACUGGAGCUUCUUCUAUUUAUCAAACUCAUGCACAAACAUCAUCGUCCGGAAAAUCUUUAUCAAAUGAUGGAAUGGAUCCAAAGAUGCCACGUGGAGUUUUCUAUCAAGACGAGCUCCGAUUAGGGCAAAUGGCGAGCAGUGAGCUCAGAAAUUCCAUAAUGCAGCAGCAGAGUAAUAAUCAACCUCCAUCACCAGCUCAAUCUCCUCGUAACGCUGCUCCAACAUUCCGUGCAUUACCAGAAAAGGAGCAAAGUGUCCGUCUGGAGAAAUCAAACGUUCUUCUUGUUGGACCAUCUGGAGUUGGAAAGACAUUCCUUACGCAGACAUUAGCUCGUGUACUGGAUGUUCCAAUUGCACUCUGUGAUUGUACAUCAAUGACACAAGCUGGAUAUGUUGGUGAAGAUGUUGAAAGUGUAAUUCAGAAAUUAGUCCAAGCUGCCGGAGGAAAUGUCGAAAAAGCUCAACAGGGAAUCGUUUUUCUAGAUGAAGUCGACAAAAUUGCGGCUGCACACGAAGGACAUUCGGCAGCAUAUCGAGAUGUAUCUGGAGAAGGUGUCCAACACGCUCUACUGAAACUUGUCGAGGGUACUGUAGUUAAUGUAAAGUCUGGAAAGAAAGGAAUGGGAUCUCAGCAAGAUCAAGUUCAAAUCGACACAACUGAUAUCCUAUUUAUUGCUUCUGGAGCCUUCAGUAAUCUCGAUAAAAUUGUUGGAAGGCGAUUGGAUAAGAAGGCAUUAGGAUUUGGUACGUCUUCUGGAAAUGUCAGAAUCUCUGGAGAUGAUUCAAAUUCCGAGGUGAUGAGAAAACGAGAUGAGCUUUUAUCAAAAGCAGAUCAAGGAGAUUUGAUUAGUUUUGGAAUGGUGCCAGAAUUAGUUGGAAGAUUCCCUGUUCUUGUGCCCUUCCAUUCAUUUGAUAAACAGAUGCUUGUCCGUGUAAUGACAGAGCCACAAAACUCCCUUCUUGCACAACUGAAAUUGCAAUUCGGAAUUGACAACGUAGAUCUCUCAUUCUCUGCUGAAGCUCUCGAACAAGUCGCUCAACUGGCUCUCGACAGAAAGACGGGAGCACGUGCUCUUCGGUCAAUUCUUGAAGCCGCUCUGUUAGAAGCGAAGUUCACCGUUCCCGGAUCUGACAUCGAAUCUGUACAUGUUAGCAGAGAAGCAAUCCUUGGUGAGAAAGAGGUUGAAUAUUCACGACGUAAAUCCCAAGUUGUUGAAGAAGAAGACGUUUCACCUAUGAAGAAGUCGGCUGUCGCUUAGAGACUCAUUUUGAUUUCCAUCUGAUUUAUUAUUCUAAUCAUUUUUUAUUCUAUGGGUUUUCUUUUUUUUAAACGAAUCCUAUUCGUAUCUGUACACUCUUUUCACACGAAUCUCCACUGCGGUUUCGUCUGUUUUUUCUGUAGGCAUUUUAGUUUGAUUAUUGUCUCCUAUCAUUUUUUUUCUCCUAUGUACAUAUAUA